AUGUUCCGCGCGCCAUCGUUAGGUUCCCUUUUCCGUGUGUUCUUCGCAUUCUGCACGUCCCUUCCGCCGUCGUUCCUUUCCGCCGUCGUUUCUUUCCGCCGCUGCCCUCCGCCAUUUCCUUCCAACUUACUGAGUAUACCGCCGCCUUUCCUUACACCGUGCACUCCCCGCGUAUCCUUACCAGUGUGCAACCGGCAAGCCGUUGUCCGUAUCCUGCUUUCUAACCGUCUCCCGCCCCUCCUCUCCCACACUCCCGCCUCACUUCCCACCCUCCUCUUUCCCCCCCCCCCCUCCCCCCCCCCCCCUUUCCCCAUGCUCUCCCCCGCCUCCCCCCCUCUCGCCCCGCUUCCCCCCGUCUUCCCCCUCUCGGCCCACUUCCUCCCUCUUUCCGCGUCCCCCACCCACCCCACCUCCCCCCUUCCCCCAUUUUUGUUCCAUGGGGCUAUUCGGCCCGGUUCCGCCUCGCCUCGUGGGUCUUUUAUCGCAGGCUCUCUCGACCUCGCCCUUACCAACGCGAAUCUCAAAGGAGCGACGAUCCUAUUGGUCAACGGCACCAUCCCCGUCUCCUUCUCCGCACUCUCCGCGCCCCUCGCGCUCGGCGGGUACUCCCUCACCAUAGCCGCAGGCUCGCUCUCCUCCCCCUCCCCCACGCCCCCCGGUAAAAUCACAUCCAAGCCUCUCAUCAACUGCAAAAACGGGCCCUGCCUGAGCGCCGUUUGUGCUACUAACGGGGGUGCUGCUGGAGGUGCUGCUCCUGCUGUGCCGUGCGCGCAGGCGAGUGUGACUAUACAGGGGGUCGCUGUAAUGAGCGGGCUGAACAGGCAAGCCGGAGGGGGUUGCUUGGAAGCGGCGAACCAGAAGGUGACUCUAACGAGCGUCGAUUUCGCGAGCUGCAUCGCGUACCUGAACGGUGGCGCUGUCUCCAUAACGUCAUCCAAGGAUGUGACUAUGGCGGGUGUGACUGUGUUCGACUCGAAGGUCACCCAAGGGGGCAUCGAUGGUGGUGGCGGCGGCAUUGCCAUUUUCUGUGAGUUUCUCUCAUGCCGCCCUUCCAGUUCCAGUCAGCCUCUGUUCCCUCCCCCUCUCCUCCUCCCCUCUCCUCCUCCCCUCUCCUCCUCCCCUCUCCUCCUCCCCUCUCCUCCUCCCCUCUCCUCCUCCCCUCUCCUCCUCCCCUCUCCUCCUCCCCUCUCCUCCUCCCCUCUCCUCCUCCCCUCUCCUCCUCCCCUCUCCUCCUCCCCUCUCCUCCUCCCCUCUCCGCCUCCCCUCUCCUCCUCCCGCAUCAUCGUUGUGCUGCCACCCCUUUCCCCCUCCUGCAAACCCCUCCCUCUCCCUGCCUCCCCCCCCAUACUUCCCCCAACCCCAGCAUCCAAGGCAACACUCUCGGGUCUAGACAUCCAGUCAUGCCACGCGGACGAGAGCGUGGGGGGCGGAAUCGCCAUCUACUCUACCACCCUCUCCCUCUCCUCCUCCUCCAUCUCCGAAUGCUCCUCUCGCUUCCUUGGCGGCGGACUCGCCUCCUCCUCCUCCACCGUCACACUCAAAUUCGUCCAAAUCACCAGCACCAACGGCAGCUCCGGGGGGUGCUUAUCCGACGCCUCCUCUCCCUCUCUUUCUGUCCAGUCCUCCACUUUCUUCGGGUGUUUCGCCGCGUCGGCCCGCGAUUACGCCCCUUAUAGCGACGACCCGUCGUACGGUGGCGGAUUUUUCCUUAACGGGACAGUAUCUACUGUAGUUUUAGACUCUACUAUAGACUCUACCACGUCUGUCUAUGGCGGAGGCGGGAUCUACGCUAUGGGCACGAGCUCGAUCUCGAUCCAACGGUCCACAAUCACCCGCUGCACGAAUUACAUGGAGAGUGGGACGGGGAUUGGUGUGGAUUGCUGGAGCCUGGAAACAACAGGAAGCGUGGAGUUAAUCGAUAGUAAUAUCCUGGAUAAUACGGGGUAUGCCGCGGUUAACCUGGGUGUCGGGGUGUAUUUAUCGGACGUCAAUGCGGUGGUGCGCGGUUGCAAUAUCUCGGGGAACAACGGGCUGAUGACGGAGGGGCUUAAAGCCCAGGGAGGGGGCAUCAGCACGAACGUGUAUAACAAGGUGGACGUGACGUUUGAGCUCUCCAACUCCACCGUCAGCAACAACUGGGGGCUUAAAGCCCAGGGAGGCGGUAUCAGCAUGAACGUGUAUGCCAAGACGGACGUCACGUUUGACUCUACUAUAGACUCUACCACGUCUGUCUAUGGCGGAGGCGGGAUCUACGCUAUGGGCACGAGCUCGAUCUCGAUCCAACGGUCCACAAUCACCCGCUGCACGAAUUACAUGGAGAGUGGGACGGGGAUUGGUGUGGAUUGCUGGAGCCUGGAAACAACAGGAAGCGUGGAGUUAAUCGAUAGUAAUAUCCUGGAUAAUACGGGGUAUGCCGCGGUUAACCUGGGUGUCGGGGUGUAUUUAUCGGACGUCAAUGCGGUGGUGCGCGGUUGCAAUAUCUCGGGGAACAACGGGCUGAUGACGGAGGGGCUUAAAGCCCAGGGAGGGGGCAUCAGCACGAACGUGUAUAACAAGGUGGACGUGACGUUUGAGCUCUCCAACUCCACCGUCAGCAACAACUGGGCGUACAUGGGCGGGGGUCUCUACAUCGCAUCGCCGGCAGCCACCAUCAGCAACGUCACCUUUGGCUACAACUAUGCCGUCGCUUCAGGAGGCGGAGUCUACUGGCUGGACGGUGGCAGCAUGUCAAAGAGCCGAGUGGAGGGCAACGUGGGGGACAUGGGGGGGGGCGGCAUGGCAGUCAACACCAUCAACGCCAUCACUUUGGACGAUUGUGACUUUGUUGCUAACGAGGCUACUACUGGGGAGGGCGGAGGCGUGCUUAUAACGGAGGGGCAAGAGACCGACGUCACAAUCAGCAACAGCAGGUUCUCUCAGAACAAGGCCAUGGCAGCACGAGGAGGGGCCGUGUUCCACAGUGGGACAGCCCUCUCCCUCCUCUCCACCUCCUUCCAAAGCAACUCCGCUGCAAAGGGCGGCGCACUCGCCAUCGUUGGCUCUGUUCUCUCCUCCUCCUCUUCCUCCUCCACUCCCACCGCUCCCGCCGCUCCCGCAGCUCCUGCCACUCCCUCUGUCUCCACCGUUGCUACAGUCACUUCCUCCUCGUUCUCCCUCAACCACGCUGACCUGGCGGGCGGCGCGGUCUACGCAGCCAUGACCGGCGACGCGCGAAUCACCGACUGCCAGCUGUCGCAGAACGACGCGACGACAGGUGGCGGGGUGGCACUGGAGGAAUACAGUGUGCUGAACAUGCAGAGGACCGUGUGUGACGGCAACAAGGCGAUAUCCGGGGGAGGGUGUUUGGCGCUUAUUGACUCUACAUCCGGUGUGAUUGUAAAGGGGGAGGUGAAGGGGAACGAGGGCGGGAGUGAGGGAGGUGGGGUUCGUGCGAGCGGUUCUGCGAAGUUGAGUGUAUCGGGGGUGAUUAUAGAGGGGAACAGUGCGCAAGGGGGUGGAGGGUUUGUCUGGGCAGAAAUGGAUUCUCAGGUGAAUGCAUCGGGCACCACGUUCCGAAACAAUUCUGCCCGGUUUUACGGCGGAGUGAUCUACGCCGUCCAUUCGGCCAGCGUCGCUCUCACAGGAUCUGAUCUGAUCGCGAACAGUGCGGAUUUGGGCGGCGCGGCGCUGAUCGAGGGGCGGGCGGUUUUGUCCUCUUUCAACUCGUCGUUUUCUGAGAAUGCCGCCCAUGCAGUGGUGGUGAGAGGCCAGGCACAGGCAAUCUUCAUCGGUGGUAGCUUCAACAACAACACUGCUGCCAACAUCCCGUCCUCUUCCUCCUCUUCCUCCUCUGCUUCUGCUGCUGUUUCAACCAUUCCGACCACCACUGCCACCGCCACUGCCGCUGCCACUGCUACCGGAUUUUCUGACUCCGCCUAUCCUUUCUCGCCUUCUAUCCGCAUGGCUGCUGCCUUUGCGGCUGCAGUUACCUCUUCCAUCGAAUCUGCUAGCCUGACCACCAAAGGCCUUACUGCUAGAAUCCUUGCUGCUGCUUCUCCUUCUGCUCCUGCUGCUGCUGGUGUGGCUGGGAAUGUUACCGCCGGCCAAGGCGGUAACAGCACGGCAGCUGGAGCAACAGCAGCAGGAGGAGCAGCAACGGGAGUGGCGAGCCCUAUGGGCGACGGUGGCGCGCUCCACGUCACCGACUCCGCCAUCCUCGUUAUAAACAGCUCCACUCUCGCCGGCAACACCGGGAGCAGCGGCGGCGCCAUCUUCUCCGAUUCGCUCGCGACCGUCUCGAUCAACGGCUGCGAUUUCACCUCAAACUCUGCCAGCAAGGGAGCAGGAGCCCUAGCCACAGGCAACUCCUCCCUCUCCGUCUUCCUGUCUAACUUCUCCUCGAAUGCGGCGUCGUUCGGCGGAGGUGGGCUGUUCUACGAGGGUAACUCGCAGGGAAGCAUCUUGAACUGCUCGUUUGUGGGGAAUGAUGCCAAGAAGGGAGGCGCGGCUGUCCAGGGCGUGGCAUUCUUCGACACGUCCUUCUGGCCGGGCGUGCGCAUCACGUGUGCUGACGCUGAUAGUAGCAAGCGGGACACCAUCGGCACCCCUCCAACAUCCUUCUCGCUCAUGUAUCCGUUCACAGUGAUGGGGGACACGCAGACGCCCAUCGCCAACAUCACCGUCACCAUCCUAGACGCCUACGGCAACGCUGCCACGAACGACUUCUCCUCCACCAUCGCCAUCCUCACUCUCCCUCUUCCUUCCCUUCCUGCUCUUCCUUCCCCUUCCCUUCCCUUCCUGCGCUUCCCUCACUUCCUUGCCCACCCCCAACCCCACCCGCAGACGCCCAUCGUCAACAUCACCGUCACCAUCCUAGAUGCCUACGGCAACGUCGCCACCGACGACUUCUCCUCCACCAUCGCCAUCCAGCCCGACCCGCGCAUCUCCGGGCUCCUCCGCGCCACCGCCCUCCGCGGCCGGGCGGUCCUGCCGCCCGUUUCCCUCGUCCUGACGCCUGAAGACGCCGCGAAUUUCACCCUCCCGAUCACCGUCAGCAGCCCGACGGACGCGUACCCGCCGAUCAGUCGCGAGCUUGAAUUCGGGUUGUGCGAUCCGGGGAGCUAUUUCUCUCUGGAUGAUCUAGCUUGUUUGCCUUGUGAGGUGGGGUUCAUGUGCCCGGCAGGGCAGGGCGCAGUGAUGUGCGAGGGUGGGACUUUCAGCUUUCUCCCGGCUGCGAGCGAGUGUGCGACGUGCGCGGAUACGGUCACCAUUCACGGGGACAAUGCCAUGGAUUGCACCAAUGGCACCUGCACCAUCGCUGCGGAUUUCUGGUUGAACCCGGGGAGCGUUUACACUGACAACCCCACAGUAUACUACUGCGACGUGUCGAACGGCUGUGCGGGCUACGAGUACACAUCCCCCAACGACUCGCAGUGUGCGGAGGGGUACAACCAGAACCGCCUCUGCUCCAUGUGCGCCCCCGGCUACUACUCGGUCAUCGGCACGUGCUACCAGUGCACCUCCUGGAUGGAAACCCUCUUCUGGUUCUUCUUCGUGCUCGUGAUCCUGCUGUGGGUGGCGACGGCCGUCUUUUCUGACCGCUUCCACUCGGUGUCGAUGAUGAACAGUGAGCUGCAGAUCCUGGCUGUGCUGGGCUCUGUGGAUUUGCAGUUCCCCGACUGGGCGAGAAAAGUUGUGGAGCUUUCAACACUCAGUCUCUUCUCCGUGAUCCUGGAGGUGCUGGGGUCCGUGGAUCUGGAGUUCCCUGACUGGGCCAGGAAGGGGGUUGAGCUUUCAACACUCAGCCUCGUCUCCGUGGUCCCGGCAGUGCUCAAGGAACCUUCCGCCUCUUAUUCCUCCGCUCCCUCCCUCCCACCCCACCUUCCGCCCUUUCUCCCUUCCACCUCCUCUCCCGAUCAGGACAUCCUGGGCCCCGACUGCAAGGUCUCCUUCCCCUUCACGUCCCGCUGGGCGCUCACAAUGAUAGUCGCUGCCGUGGGUCUCGCAGCCUACGCGCUGCUCUUUGCCGUGCAAGGCACCCUCCGCCGCUUCUUCCCCUCACCCGCCCACUCCUCCCACUCGCACGGCCACGCCGGGGGGAAGGGAGGGGAGGAGAAGGGAAGGGGGAAGGGAGGGGAGGUUGGGGGGGACAAGCCGUCGGCGAAUCCGCCGGCCCCUCUGGAGGAUAUUUACAUUCACGGCGCGGCCAACUGGCUGGACGUGUGCUAUCUGCCCGUCACUGUCCGCUGCUUCCAGGCCUUUUCCAAGAGCACGUACGACAUGACUGUCAUGACCUUCUCCCCCACGGACCUGUGGAGCAGCUCGGCGCGCAUCACGCUGUUUGCCAUCGCCAUCGCCGUCACCAUCGUCUUUGUGGCGGGCGCGCCCAUCUACUACGCGCUCACCAUGCUCUACGGCAAGAAGCAGAAGCUGCUCGAUACAAGGGCGUUCCGCGCGCGCUGGGGGUGGAUGGUCACGCGAUAUGAAUAUCGCUAUUUCUACUGGCACCUCAUGCUGUUCGCCAGGCGGAUUCUCGUCGCGGCUCUCUUUGUCUUCCUCAUUGACUCGCCUCCGGUUCAGAUGACUGUGCUCUUCCCCGUACAAGUCAUUCUCAUCGGCCUCCAACUCGCCGCCUCCCCUUUCGUCGCAUCCACCCACGACGCGUUCGCAGCGAUCCUAAUCGUCGCCGAAAUGAUCUUCAUCAUCGCAACCAUGGGGUACAACUUCGUGCAGCUCGAAACGCUCCCUAAGAUCGGUUUCGCGCUGGUCAUCGUCGCCUUCUGCGUCCCCACCCUCCUCGUCUUCUCCUACGAAUCAGCCAACCAUCUCCUGGUCUGGAAAGUCCACGGCGCAGCGAAAAGCCUCUGGGCUCUAGACGACGAGGGGGAGGGUGGUGAUGGAGCAGAGGGAGCGGGAGGGAAACCCGGAGCAGGAGCGGCUAGUAACAAACCGGCGAAGCAUGUGAGGGAGGGGGCGGUGGAGGUGUCGCCUAGUGACGUGCUGGACUGGUUCCGCCCACACAUUGCAGCUAUCAUCCUGCUCCCAGGCCGCGAGGAAGAGCGGAGGCUGCUGAUGAAGGUCCGCCGAGCUUACGAGGCUUGCUGCUACCCCCUCAACUCCCCAGCUGCUGCUGCUUCUCUUGCCGUUGGUGGUGCGGAAACCGGCAACGGCCCUGCCGCCUCCGCCUCUUCCUCCUCCACUGCCCUGGUUCCCGCACCGGAAUUUGGAGACACCUCCUGGAUCAAGGACCUGAACAAGUCGCAGCGCUUUGCCGCUCUGCAUCAGAUUGUGCUGGGCGCAGCAGUGGGGAGGCGCCCUGUUGCCCGCGUGCCCUUUGAUGCCCGCGACGUGCCGGCUAUCUGGACCACGUCCGGUGGGGUUGUUAUCGCGGGUAUGGGCGUUGUUCCCACCACUAGCGGCGGCGGUGGCGGGGGGACGGGAGCGCAGGAGAGCGAGGGGAGGGAUAUUGCUUCUGGGGGAACGCUGAGUUCGCGGUAUGGGUAUGGAAGCACCAGCUUUUACAGUGGAGCGGGCGGCGGGCCGGGCGGCGCAAGCACCCGCGUGCACGACAUUCUAGCGUCCUCGCGGUUCAUCAGCAAGGCGAUGCGGGAAAACGCCAAAACAGACCGCCCGGCACUGGUCCGCUCGAAGAAUAUCUCGAUCAAGAAUCUCCGGCCGCCCAAGCCGCCCCAGCCGCUGCCGCAGGACCUGUGGCCGCCGCCCCUGGAGGAGUGCGCCACGUGGGCGCAUGUGAUUGGGCGGCAGCAGGCGGCUCAGAUGGAACGAGACGCUGCAGUGGCAGAGGGGAGGGAGGAGGAGGAAGAGGAGGAAGACGAAGGGGCCAAGGAAGAAAUGGCCGGGGCCCCUGCUGGGUAUGCAAACGGCGGGUCGGAGAAACCGAACGGUGCUGUUAAUGGCGCUGCGAAUGGAGGCGAGGCGAACGGAGAGGGCGAGGAGGAUGAGGAGGACGAGGAGGAGGAAGAGGAGGAGGAGGAAGGGGAGUAUCUGGAAGCGUGGUUGGACAGCAUGGGUAUCUCCCUGGCGUUCCAACAGAGCUUCUCGCAGCUGACUCUGGUGGAGAAGAAGAGGAAGCCCCAGUCGCUGCGCCGCCUGCUCACGUCUGUCAAGCUGCCAGACAUCCUCGGCUGGCUCUCGUCCCCCUUAUGCACCACUGCUGACCGAGCCUUGUUUGUUCGUCUGCUAGCUGCCGUGCGGGCGGCGACAGUGGAGGAUGCGGGCGGCCCGCGUUGGAGCAAGUGUCUCGUGGUGGCGUUCCAGGGCAAGGCCAACACCACCCGCAAAGUGGCAGCAGCAAGGACAGUGGGACAGCCGCCACUAGGCAGUGAGGGUGCCCGGGGUGGCGUUUCAGGGCAAGGCCAACACCACCCGCAAAGUGGCAGCAGCAAGGUGAGGGCGAUGGAAGGGAUGUGUGAGCAACGUGAGAAGCGCCAUAGGAGUGUGGCAGGGCAGGCAGACCCAGACGAGGCAGUGAGUGUGCCUGGUGGUGGCGUUUCAGGGCAAGGCCAACACCACCCGCAAAGUGGCAGCCGCAAGGUGAGAGCGAUGGGAGAAGGUUAG
Molecule: messenger RNA, 8556 nt
Organism: Closterium sp. Naga37s-1
Lineage: Eukaryota; Viridiplantae; Streptophyta; Zygnematophyceae; Desmidiales; Closteriaceae
Source: the annotation of a GenBank genome assembly